Molecule: messenger RNA, 1395 nt
Organism: Menidia menidia (Atlantic silverside)
Lineage: Eukaryota; Metazoa; Chordata; Actinopteri; Atheriniformes; Atherinopsidae
Source: the annotation of a GenBank genome assembly
AUGUGCCAGCUAAAAUGGGCUGCAGCGUGCGUCCUGGCGUUCGUCGCAGCUUCCCAGAGCGUGAGGGCGACCGACCAGGCUGCUGGACACGUUUUUCUGGAGAACAUCUUGCACUACUACGGCGAGAACGCGUCCAUCUCCACGGAAAACCUGGGAGACCUGCUGCUUUUGAUCUCAGCCAGGAGAUCUGACCUGAUACGAGAAGAAAAUCCACUGGAAAACAAAGAGUGUCCCUCAGUGGAGCAGAUCCUGACCCACUUCGGGUUCCGGAAUGUCACCGAGCUGACCGUGGGACAUCUGGGGAGGAUCUGCCCCGCCGUGCUGACCCAGGUCUUGCUGCCCUCCUGCCCCCACACCAACCCCGAGGUCCUGCCGCCGCCGGACUACUCUGUGUGGGGUUAUGGGUUCUUGGCCGUCACCAUAAUCAACUUGGCGUCUCUUCUUGGUCUGCUGCUGAUCCCAUUCACCAAGAAGUCCUACUUCCCUAAAAUACUGACCUACUUCAUUGGCCUAGCCAUUGGGACGCUCUUCUCCAAUGCCGUACUUCAACUUAUACCAGAGGCCCUGGGUUUCGAUCCAAAAUCAGAUAACUAUGUGGCGAAUGCGGUCGGGAUAUUCGGAGGCUUUUACCUCCUUUACUUUGUGGAGAAGAUACUGAAGAUGUCUCUCCGCAUGGACCAUGAGCAUGGCCAUAGCCACUUCACCCCUGCAGAGCCACCUCUAGAAACCUCCCUUCAAAAUGGAGACAUACAAGAAAAGAAGGAUUCCAUAGUUCUGACCAGCGUAACCACCAUCUCCACCGAUCGAAGCAGCCCCAACCCUGCAGCACCACAUGCAAACGAGGCCCCUUCUCAGGAUGUCCAGUCGUCCGGCGUGAUGUGCCACUGGCUGCGCGGCCAGCGCAUCACCAACAUCAAGACGGUGGCCUGGAUGAUAACUCUGAGCGACGCCCUGCACAACUUCAUCGAUGGCCUGGCCAUCGGCGCCUCCUUCACCGUGUCCAUACUGACGGGGUUCAGCACGUCCACCGCCAUCGUGUGUGAGGAGUUUCCCCAUGAGCUGGGUGACUUUGUCAUCCUGCUGAACGCCGGAAUGAGCAUUCCACAGGCCAUUUUCUUCAAUCUGUUGUCGGCGGCGUCGUGUUACAUCGGCCUCGUGUUCGGGAUCCUGCUUGGCAGCAGCUUUGCCCCCAAUGCGAUCUUUGCCAUCGCAGGAGGAAUGUUCCUGUACAUUGCACUGGCGGACAUGUUUCCGGAAAUGGACAACAUAGCAAAGGGACAUCAGCAAACUUCCCAGAAGAUUAUCUUCUUUUUCAUCCAGAACUUAGGGCUGCUCACGGGCUUCACCAUCAUACUGCUCAUCACCAUGUUUGCGGGGGAGAUUAACCUGGGCUAG